UUUGAGUUUUCAACUUGGAGCUUGUAUUUUUUUCAAUAAAACAGAUUAAUUCCCUACAUUCUUACACUUUUAUUGGUUUAAAGGAUAAUUAAAAGUUUUGAAACAAACACUAACCAAACAAAAAAAUAAUAUCUCUUGUGCAUUGCUUUGCUUCAGGUCAUUCUAACUAAAAGAAUAUCACAACUGCUGAGCCCGAUAACCCUCACUUAUUUGUCCGACAUAUAUUAUCAAGGAGGGAAUAACUAAUAUUUUUUUUAUAAAUAUUUUUACCAUAAUUUUUUUUAAGGAAAAGUCAGCAAAUCUUGUAUAUGCUGAGUAACCCCCAUUUGAUCUUAUAAGCUUCACUUACCCUUGUUGUAUACCUUGAUCAAACUUUCUAUCGUUUCUAGCUAUUAUUAUCAAUCAUGACUUCAACCCAAGUUAUUGGUUCAAAUUCCAAUAGUGGUAGUGACAAAAGCUUGGUCACUGGAGUUAAUGCUGGCGUUGGCUCAAGCACAACAACUUCUUCUAACCAUCCAUCAUUCAAACGUCGUUUAAGUUUGUUUUCAUUUGGUUCUAGCAGUUCGUUGUCAAGAAAGGGUUCGGUUUCUCAACCUGGACCAAUUAAUACCAAUGCUUCAACUUCACCAUCCCAAAAAUCACAAUUAAUGUCUCCAAUAGUUUCUCCGGAUUAUGAAGUUGAAUCUUCUACUCCACAACAAUCUGAUAUUUUUGAACGUUCAGUUCAAGAUUCUUGUUGUUCACCAACAGCUUCUGUUCCUAAAUGUAACCGUUGUGUUUCAACACGUUCAAGAAGUUGUACUCAUAAUUCUUCAAUUUCUAUUCAAGGUGGUCAAUAUUUAAAGCAAGAAGAUUGUAUCCCUGCUGCACUUGAUGCAACAGCUUCUCUCUUGAAUGAUAAAGAUACAAACCUUGAUAAUGUGGAAAUGAUAUAUUCAAACAGAAGAAAUUCAUCUGUUAUUGGACUUAAUAUGGCCUUGGGUAGACCAUUUGCACCAUCAAGAAAAAACUCAACUUAUCUGAUGAAUAGUUUUGCCGCUCAGCAAUCUCAACCACAACUUCCAACACAACAAUCCCCACAAACUCAAACUUCUAGUGUCUCUCCUCCAAAACUUACUAGUUCCAAAUCGGCAGUUAAUUUCUACUCAUAUGCCGAUAUGAUUAGUAAUGAUGAGUUUUCAAGAAGACCACUGGGAACUCCUCUGCAUUCACAAUCUUUUGUACCAACUUUACAAUCUUUGCAAAACUCAGCCUCUAUUUCAACUUCAUCUACUGGUCAAUCUCAAUUAUCUUCCCCUCCAUCUUAUCGAUUUGGACCUUUACAUAGAUCUAGUACUAGUGGGUUGGAAAGAUCAAAUUCAAAUGCCUCGAGUCAAUUUUCUCAUUUAUCAAAGCAAAUUAUGAAACAACAACAGCAACAAGUUAAAUCCUCAAAGUCCAAUCUACAACCAUCACAACAACUGAUCAAUAAGAAGUUUUUAAUUUCUCCAGAAUCUUCUGAUAAUGAAGAAAAUGGUGAUUAUGUUAAAGAAUCUGUUGGUCGUCAUAUGUCUAUUUCUUCUGGUCAAUCUUUCAAGUCUAGCUUUUCCCAAGGGGUUCCAGACAAUGAAAGUUUGGUUUCUACUUCUAUUGGAGACUGUAUUAGAAGAACUCAUACAGAACUUAAUGGAAUUAGUACUACAAACUAGUGUUUCUAAAAUAAAAUGGGAUUACGGAUUUAAGGUCUACGAUGGUUUUUGCAAUCUUAUUUGCAUCAUAGUGUGAUAUAUUGUUUUGAGAGAAUAUAAUCUUACUCAAUGAAGAAUAAAAAAAAAAGUGAAAAGUGAAUAUUAAAGCAUUUUGCUCAUUUUUGUAAUUAUA
This is a messenger RNA of [Candida] anglica, 1860 nucleotides long. Lineage: Eukaryota; Fungi; Ascomycota; Pichiomycetes; Serinales; Debaryomycetaceae. The record is from the annotation of a GenBank genome assembly.